AUGGGCUCACCCACCCCCGAUCCCGGCACCCAGAUCGCCGGAAGCAGCAGCAGCAGCAGCACCACCACCAGGCGACCAUUGGGCAGAGCUCAACCAAGGGGGCCACGAGGAUCACUGCCUUUGGUCCAUACCGACGCCGGUGGUCCAGCAGUCGAUGUGAUUGACGAGGACGACACAUGUCCCAUCUGCCAGCUGCUCCUGCACAGCCCGGUCACGACGACUUGCGGCCACACGCUGUGCUAUUCCCGCAUGGCGACCUGGGCUUCCGUCUCCACCGAGGCCCCGAUGGUUAUAUUGGACGUAGACGACGAACCGGAGCCUUUCAAUCCGGUUUCUGAGCUUGAAGCUCGUUGUCCCAUGUGUCGGACCUCCACCGUCGCAGUGGCAGAUAUCCAGCGUGCCGAGACCCUGAAAGCAGAUUACCCCCUGGCCUGCGCUGAACGUGCCUCGGAGGACCAACCUCCGAGCGCCGACGGCCAUGGUGAAGAGGCCAUACAGACUAUGACUGUUUGUAUCGGUAACAAACAACAGAUCGUCACACCGAAGGGUGACAGGGACGUGACCUGA
Molecule: messenger RNA, 567 nt
Organism: Anthostomella pinea
Lineage: Eukaryota; Fungi; Ascomycota; Sordariomycetes; Xylariales; Xylariaceae
Source: the annotation of a GenBank genome assembly